Suillus discolor is the source of this 789-nucleotide messenger RNA. RefSeq lists its product as uncharacterized. NCBI's taxonomy places the organism in Eukaryota, Fungi, Basidiomycota, Agaricomycetes, Boletales, Suillaceae. Bases 80 to 442 code for a protein of 120 amino acids. The transcript has 4 exons. The record is from RefSeq and is a predicted model, not a curated record.
GUAUGCAAGUAGAUUCAUCCUUAACCAUUUCUGCCAUUUGAUCACAAUUCAUCAGCAUUACCGUCCCGAAGAAGAUGAGAUGUGGUCCACGUUACGACUCGGAUCUUCGCCCUCUGGGUCGUCAACAUUGGAGAAGAUUAUGCAGCUUGGUUCUGCUGUUGUUAUUAUCUCUGAAACCACUUUCUAUCUUUUGGACCAGCAACACUCUACGCCUGUGCGGCAGGAGUCUGUUUACCCUUUUCGUGUUGCUCUUCAGCAGUACAUGGCAUCUCCCAAUGCAGCUGCCGUCAGGGAAGCUCUGAGCUCUGCCAUUCGCACAUAUGAAGCGGGCUUUUCUCACCGGAUACCAGGGUCGCCCAAAUACUUUCAGAAGAAGGCAGAGUUGAUCGACACAAUUAUUGAAAUUGUUUUACAACACCGCCUGCCAACACCUGGAGUCUAAGCAAAUGAAGAUAUUGGGCUCAGUGAAUCUCGGUUUCUUGACGGGCUGAUGGCAUGUAUGGCAUGUCAGUUGAGAUGAAAUUGUAUGAAACAUUGUAUGAUGAAGCAAUCGGCGGAUUUUAUGACAUGGUGGACGCGCGCGCGGUGGACAACGUCCUAUUCAUUUCGUACGAUAUCGUAACUUUUCUCACAGAAAAGAACUGUAUAUUUCAAUACCAUCACUUUCGGUUUGGCUGGAUCGGUGGUGGCGUGGUGCACAGCGAUGCGAUGGACGUUAUACGUCCCUAAUACAAUGUCAUGGUGGUUGCAUAGAUGGCCAGGGGCAUCGCUACAAAAUGUGUUCAGAAG